AUGGGUAUUUUGGAAACCUCACAAUGGCAAACACGCCAGGAUGGUCUUGAUAACCUCAUGUUAACCAAAGCUCCCCUUUCUUCACCUGGAAGUGGGGAAGUCCUCGUCGAAAUCAGAGCAGUGUCACUCAACUACCGAGAUCUUGAAGUUUCCCAAGGUCUAUAUAGCCACCACAAGGCCAUUGCGUCUGGUCAGCCAGACGCCCUGGUUCCUUGCUCCGACAUGUGCGGGGUGGUUGUUGCGAUUGGCGAAGGGGUCGCAUGGAAAAUCGGUGACCGUGUCGUUUCAACGUGGAACCAGGGUCACUUUACCGGGAGCAUCAACCCCUAUAUCAUGAAGACGGGUCUUGGUCUGCCACUGGAUGGAGUUUUGCAGACCCAUCGAGUGUUCCCGGCAGAUGCUCUUCUGAAGGCGCCAGAUUACAUGUCAGAUGAGGAAGCGUCUUGUUUGACAAUUGCCGCUGUCACAGCUUGGAUGGCAAUCAAUCAAUUCCGACCUCUUGGCCAGCCGGGAGGAAAGGGAGAGAUCGUUCUUCUCCAGGGCACAGGUGGAGUGAGUAUCAGCGGUUUGCAAAUCGCCCAUGCAGCGGGUGCUACCACGCUAAUCACAUCAUCCUCGGACUCCAAGUUGGCACGGGCAAAAGCUCUAGGGGCGAAUCAUGUCAUCAACUACAGAGAUGUACCCAGUUGGGACGAUGAGGUGAUGCAGAUUUCCAAUAAUCACGGAGCAGACAUCAUCUUCGAGACUGGCGGUGCCAAGACUAUCCGAAAAUCCUUCAACUCUGUCGCUUACGGCGGCAUGAUUGCAUGCAUUGGCUAUGUUUCUGGGAAGCAAGAUGAUGCUGACGAGAGGACCAACAUCAACGUCCUUGCGCUGUCGCGGACAGUCACUCUCAAAGGGAUCAUCAAUGGGCCAAAGGAUCGUUUUCAAGAAAUGCUCCGAUUUUAUGAGCAGCAUGAGAUACAUCCUGUCAUAGAUCGUGUCUUUGCUUUCGAGCAGGGUAGAGAUGCCUUUACAUAUCUUGAGGGAGGCUCCCACUUUGGCAAGGUUGUUAUUAAAGUGACGAGCUAG
Fusarium vanettenii 77-13-4 is the source of this 1071-nucleotide messenger RNA. RefSeq lists its product as uncharacterized. The coding region runs from base 1 to 1071 and encodes 356 amino acids. The transcript has 3 exons. The record is from RefSeq and is a predicted model, not a curated record. Gene Ontology annotation, molecular function: oxidoreductase activity. Lineage: Eukaryota; Fungi; Ascomycota; Sordariomycetes; Hypocreales; Nectriaceae.